Messenger RNA from Linnemannia hyalina, 912 nucleotides. The record is from the annotation of a GenBank genome assembly. Lineage: Eukaryota; Fungi; Mortierellomycota; Mortierellomycetes; Mortierellales; Mortierellaceae.
AUGACAGCUUCUCCCCUCUCUCGUCUCGCCCCAGCUCUCGCUGCUCGAGCCUCCCGGACCAUCACAAAGGCCGUCCUCUCCAAGGAACAAUCAGAAGGUGUCGGUGCCCGUGUCCGUCGAUCCAUUGGACGUCCUGAACUCCGCAACCAUGACCCCUUCCUCAUGCUGGACGAGUUCAACGUUGAUAAGAACGGCGGCUUCCCUGACCACCCCCACCGCGGCUUCGAAACUGUCACCUACAUGAUCGAAGGUCAGUUCCAGCACGAGGACUUUGCAGGACACAAGGGAACCAUUGGACCUGGAGACUUGCAAUGGAUGACCGCCGGCCGUGGUAUUGUUCACUCCGAGAUGCCAGUCAAGUCGCAGACCCGUGCUCAUGGACUCCAGUUGUGGAUCAAUUUGCCCAAGGAACACAAGAUGUGCGAGCCCCAGUACCAGGAACUCCUCGACGGUCAGAUCCCACGUGCCACUCCUCAGGACGGAGUCGUUGUCAAGGUCAUCGCAGGAGAGUCUCACGGAAUCAAGUCCCAGGUCUACACCCGCACCCCCACCAUGUACCUCGACUUCAAGAUGGACAAGAAUAAGACCGUGACCCAAACCAUCCCCUCAACCUUCACCGGAUUCAUCUACAUGCUCAAGGGUAAAGCCUACAUCGGCGACAAGGAAUUCGAGGGCAACGCACACCACACUCUCACACUCUCGGAAGACGGCGCAGAGACGGUCAAGAUCGAGACCAAGGACGAGGAUGCACACUUUGUGUUCAUUGCUGGCGAACCCUUGAAGGAGCCUAUUGUUCAGCACGGCCCCUUUGUCAUGAACACGGAGAAGGAGAUCUACGAGACCGUUAUGGACUACCAGUAUGCCAAGAACGGAUUCGAGCGUGCCCGCAACUGGAGCUCCACCAUUGCCUAA